AUGCCGACUCGGUCGCCUCCAUGUGAUGACGUUCGUAGAUCGCACAACAGGCUCGAGUGUUUACCUAUCUACAGCCUCCCGCCACCUCACGUCGCGGUUGCCGCGCGACGGACGAAGAGACCAGCUGGUGCAGUGGGGCAUUCCGUGUCCUGGGCUAACGACAUCAACUGGCGGACUACGACCAGCGGGUCUCCGACGAGUGACAGCGCCACCGAAACCGGCAGCACCAACGCCUUCCCCAGCGUGGCAGCCACUUGGAGGAAGGGGUCGCGCGCCGCCUGCCUCGCCAUGUGCCUCGCUUCAGCCGCCCUCAUCUCCUUCUGGGCAUUCUACACCAUUUCUGACGUGAUCAUAGCUGGCCACGACUUCUCGGGAGAUAGCGGCGACCCAAUUACGGUUCAGCUGAGAGACGACAGCCCGAAGCGCAUGCCCAGCGACGAGAGCGCAGGAACUUCUGACGAUUGGUCCUUAGAUUCUGGCUUCGAGGCCUGUGCACAUAAGGAGCCAUCUGAGGGAGCAAUGGAGCACCAGCAGACAGCGAACGCUUUGAGGACACAGACACUUCCACUCUCACUGCUCUGUCCUCAAUUUAAUUUCAAGCCUAAGUUUCUGCCCCAUAGGGUCUCGACAAAAGACAAGUCAACACAGUGGGAGGAAAUUGGCCACAAUGACCACACCUAUUCCCAAUCUGGGCCACAAUACACUUUCGGAAAGCAGAAAGGCUUGUCAUCAAGCUUGACAAAAGAGGACCGUCAAUUCUAUACAGGAAUCUCGAAACCCGUCUUUGACAGCUUAGUCAAAGCUGUAAAAAUUGAAAACAGCAAGACCUUCCUAACACUCUCAGAUGAGGACCAACUGCUACUGACGUUAAUGAGAAUGCGUCUUGGCCUGCUUUAUGGACACUUGUCAAGAAUAUUUGGCAUUUCCGUAUUCUUUCCUUUUUUAUGUAUUCUUUGUAAUCUCUGUUCACGUGCACAACCUGUCUGUGUUGCACAAAGUUAUGAGGACAUAGUUGUGGUGUGGCUGCCACGAUCACUAAUCAGAAACAGCAUGCCAGAAUCUUUUGCUCAGAAUGCUUAUGAGAAAACAACCUGCAUACUAGACUGCUCCGAUGUCUUCCUUCAGCGGCCUAAGAAGCUUCUUGCUAGAGCUCAAACCUACAGCAGCUAUAAAGCGCACAAUACAGUCAAGUUCCUUACUGCCGUUGCACCGAAUGGCUAUGUGAUGUUUGUGUCUCGUGCAUAUGGUGGAAGAGCUUCGGACGAAUAUAUAAUGGGUCACUGUGGCGUGGAAGACUUCCUAGGCUCAGGUGAUGAAGUGAUGGCCGACCGAGGUUUUGUGCUGAGCCAAUAUCUUGACGUUCAAGGCGUCAAACUCAAUGUGCCUUCUUUCACAAGAGGUAAGUCCCAGCUCAGUGAAAGUGAAGUAACUCAAACGAGGAGAAUUGCGUCUGUGCGCAUACACGUUGAAAGGGCCAUAAACAGAAUGAAGACAUUUCGAAUAUUCAAGCAAGCCCUGCCAAUACGAUUAUAG
Molecule: messenger RNA, 1533 nt
Organism: Dermacentor silvarum
Lineage: Eukaryota; Metazoa; Arthropoda; Arachnida; Ixodida; Ixodidae
Exons: 7
Coding region: 1-1533 (510 amino acids)
Source: RefSeq, a predicted model, not a curated record